This is a messenger RNA of Suillus discolor, 534 nucleotides long. RefSeq lists its product as uncharacterized. The coding region runs from base 1 to 534 and encodes 177 amino acids. The transcript has a single exon. Lineage: Eukaryota; Fungi; Basidiomycota; Agaricomycetes; Boletales; Suillaceae. The record is from RefSeq and is a predicted model, not a curated record.
AUGGAAAACCAGGCAAUUGAACGUCGUGUAGUUAGGUCUCAACAAGUUCAUACCUGUAGCAGGGCAACUUGUUUGAGAUUUGAUCGGCAUGGACAACUGGUUUGCAAGAGACGUGCUCCUUGGUUAUUAACACCUACCAACAUCAUCGACGAACAUGGCAGAUGCAAUCCGAAACGAACAUAUGCAUUUCUCAACAAUUUUUGUCCUGCAAUAACUACAACACUCCAUUGCAACAAUGAUAUCAAACUCCUCACCAAUGGUAGUGAUACGAAGGAUGUUGCAUGGUAUUUUACAGACUACUCGACCAAGAAACAGAACAAGAACAACAAUGUGUCUGCUUUGAUGGCGAGUACACUGUUGUAUCAUCAGGAACAUUCAAAUCAUCUUGACGACGUGGUCAAUCAUAACCGUCUGUUAUUGUUCCACUGCCAGCAUGCUAUCAAUCGCGAAAUGGAACAUUCAGGACCACAAGUCAUUGCGUAUCUUAUGGGAUGGGGGAAUGCAAUAUACUCGCACCAUUAUGUGCCAUUAUAG